Molecule: messenger RNA, 1565 nt
Organism: Phalacrocorax carbo (great cormorant)
Lineage: Eukaryota; Metazoa; Chordata; Aves; Suliformes; Phalacrocoracidae
Source: RefSeq, a predicted model, not a curated record
ACGGGGGCGGGGCCUGCGCUGGGGCGGCCGUUUAACGUUCGCCGCGGGGAAGGAGCGGCUGGUGAGGGGCUGGCCGGAAGGUUCCCGUACUCCUCCCGGAGCGGGCCGGGCGUCGUCAUCACGAGUCUCCGUGCUGGUAGAAUGAUGACAUGUAGCGGGGGCCGUUACGCUGGGCGGCGGCGGCGGCGGGCCCGGAGCGGGGAGCGGCGGCGCCCGUAACAGCACACGCAUUAGCAGCAGUGCCCCGGCAAGAAAUUAGUCUAAGUGCAGUAAAUGGGAAGAAUGGAAGAAAGGAAAAUCAAGAGGAGGAGCCCCAAAUCAUCUACCAGUCACCCUGCACAGGUUACUAACUCCAAGAAGAACUCAGUGCCCGUCAGUAAAAGUACAGCCUUUUCAAAUCCUGCACCACAGCCUGCAGUACAGAAACCAAAGUUAAAACGUGUAAUAAAAGAGAAAGCUAAACCUCCAGGAGGUGAAGCAAAAGGGGCACAAGCAGCACCAAUCCAGCAUUCUUUUCUCACAGAUGUAUCAGAUGUCCAGGAAAUGGAGAGGGGACUUCUGAGUCUCCUGAACGACUUCCACUCUGGCAAACUUCAAGCAUUUGGAAAUGAAUGCUCCAUAGAGCAGAUGGAGCACGUGCGGAGUAUGCAGGAGAAACUUGCUCGCCUCAAUCUGGAGCUCUAUGGGGAGCUGGAAGAACUCCCUGAAGAUAAACGAAAACUAGCCAGUGACUCCAAUCUGGAUAGGCUGCUCUCAGAUCUAGAAGAACUGAAUUCAUCUAUCCAAAAACUACAUUUAGCAGAUGCUCAAGAUAUUCCAAAUAGCACCACGGGCUGAAAGGACAGCUUUGCCAAUCUGGAAUCUCCCAGAAGCUUUUCUUUUUUCUUGACAGUCCAAUCUGGAACAGUUGUCGGGGUUUUUUUGUUUGGUGGUGGGUUUUUUGGUGUUUUUUUCUUCCAUUUUACACAAUGAAGAAUCAACGUACAAAUCCAGGGGAUGAUUUUUGCACAUUCCUCUUUGAGCACUGUACCAUCUCAGAACUCCUUAUCUGGAGUUUUAAGUUGUUGUGACACACUGCUUUUGAUUAUUGCCUUAUUUAAAAGAGAGAUGAGGGAAACUUGGAAGUGCAUUUCUUCAACUCAGUGUUGUUCAAAUGGCUGAAAGUGAUGUAUAUAUAUAAGUUCAUGAGCAUUUCCCCGGUUUUUAUGAAGGUAGCGAUGAUGUUGCCUUUCUGAUCAGCCUGUAGACAAUCUGCGCGCUAUCUUUAGUGUUUUGUUGAUCAAGUGAUGCCAUAGAUUAAUUUAUUGUUAAUAAAGUAAAAAAAUUUAAAUAUAUGAUGUUUCAUUGAGAGAAGCUGCUAUUUGUUUGGCUGUGUUAAGAAGGCACGAGUUCUUGCAUGGUCAGAACAGUUGCAGAGUUUACUUUAUUCAUUACUGUGAAUAAUGAUAAAGUGUCACUAAAUGAGAGCUAGCAUGCAUGCUAGGUGUCCACAUAAUUUGAUUAAGUAUUGUGAAAUUCCAAAAUUGGAUAAACUGUUAACUGUUCAAUAAACCCAGUAUAUGCAA